Molecule: messenger RNA, 384 nt
Organism: Nicotiana tabacum (common tobacco)
Lineage: Eukaryota; Viridiplantae; Streptophyta; Magnoliopsida; Solanales; Solanaceae
Source: RefSeq, a predicted model, not a curated record
UUGGUUGACAACAACUUUGUUUGUCAUGAUCAGGUAGAGUUUGUGCUAAAGCACAACAAGGACCUUUCUCCAUUUCUAAGGAAAUGCACAACUCUACAACUUAGUCCAGACUUCUUUAUCCCUCAAGACAUGGCCGACGAUGACAUGGCGAACGAGACAGCUCAUUCAACGGUCGUGGACAACGACGAGCCCUGGGGCUCGUCGUCGUCGGGCUCGGGUUCAGAGAACAUGAGCUUUCCCUGCACUGAGUUUGUAAGGAAGAAGAGAAGUGGAAUGCAUGUAUGUGGAAGAACAGCUAAUAAUUAUAAGGAUAUUACAGAGGAGGACAUGGCUACUAGUAUGAGUAGAAGAAAAGGCAUUCCUCAAAGAUCUCCAUUGUGUUAG